GCUCGGCCGUGUGCGGGCCCCGCGCCGAGCGCCGCGGUCGCGAGUCCAUGGCAGCAGCGCUGUGCGGCCGCGCGGCCGGACGCCCAGCACCGCCACCCGCCGCCGGUGCCCGGGGAGCGCCCGGGAUGCGGGGGGACCCGGGCGGCCGCGGCCGGAGCAGCGCCAGCCACGAGGGCGCGCAGCAGCGUCCGCCCGCCCGCCUGUGCUGACCUGCCUCGCCCGCCCCCAGAGAAUGUCAGCCAAGUCCAAGGGGACCCCCUCGUCGUCCGCUCCAGCCGAGGGACCGCCGGCAGCCUCCACGACCAAGGUGAAGGAGCAGAUCAAGAUCAUCGUGGAGGACCUGGAGUUAGUUCUGGGCGACCUGAAGGACGUAGCCAAAGAACUUAAGGAGGUGGUUGACCAGAUUGAUACCUUGACCUCUGACCUACAGCUGGAGGAUGAGAUGACCGACAGCUCCAAAACAGACACGCUGAACAGCAGCUCAAGUGGCACCACGGCUUCCAGCAUCGAGAAGAUCAAAGUGCAGGCCAACGCACCCCUCAUUAGAAACCCCCCUCACCCAUCUGCCAUCCUCACCGUCCUGAGAAAGCCAAACCCUCCACCGCCACCUCCACGGUUGACGCCUGUGAAGUGUGAAGAAUCCCCACGGCCAUUGCCAACAGCGAAUCCUGUGAAAACCAAUGGCACCCUGCUGAGAAACGGAGGGGUGCCAGGUGGAUCUCACCGAAUACCCAACGGAGACCUCUGCUGUAUACCCAGCAGUAACCUGGACAAGACUCCUGGGCAGCCUCUGAUGCAUAGACCAGAGAAGGACAGGUGUCCCCAGGUAGGGCCUAGGGAACGAGUCCGGUUUAACGAAAAAGUGCAGUACCAUGGCUACUGCCCUGACUGUGACACCCGGUAUAACGUAAAAAACAGGGAGGUCCACCUACACAGUGAACCUGUCCACCCACCGGGGAAGAACCCUCCCCACGGCCCUCCCCGCCCUCCUCCGCCCCACCUGCCUUCUUUCCCACUAGAAAAUGGGGGCCUGGGAAUAAGCCACAGUAACAGCUUCCCCCCUCUGAGACCUGCAACUGUGCCUCCUCCCACUGCACCAAAACCACAGAAGACCAUCUUGAGGAAGUCAACCACCACCACAGUGUGAUGUAUGCCAUUGAAAAAAAAAAACAGCUUUUAUUUUAUUUUCUGUGUUAUAAACAAAAUAAUAAGUAAUCAGCACUUUCUACGCAAGCAAUAAAAAGCCCAAAUUAUUAAUCCUGCAUUCAGCAAAGUGGCAUUAAAAAAUUCUGGUAAGUAUGCAGUACAUUGCUUAUAUCCUGGGUAUACAUUACUCUAAAUGCAUCAUCCAAAACCACAGAAAGAGGAAAAAUCUGAAUGCACUGGUUAUGUGAUUGACUUGUGACAUACUGCCAUCUGCAGAUUUAAAAUGUUUUAAUUCACUGCAAGAGAUGGGAUUUGAUUCAUUUUACUCAUGCCCAACACAUCUAUGCAUUGGAACCACAUCAGUCUCUUUCUCUUUGGUCUAAUGCUUUUUAAUAAGAAGUUUUAAUACUGAAGGACUAUUUUACUAUUUUUUCUAAAGAUGCUUGUCACUAGUUUUGCAUUAUUAAAUGCUGAGAAUAAUAUCAAAAAGAUUAUUUUCUAUACUAUCCAAUCAUGGAUUAUAUGUUCAGCUCUGUGUGUAAUAAAAUGUUUUUGUCCUUGGAAAUGCCAUUAUGUCAAUAAACAAUAGGAUUUAAUGGAGAAACCAAAUGUUCCUUGGAAUUAAACUCAAUUGGUUGCUUAUUUCUUGCUAUCUUAUUGUUCAUCAAAAUGAGAAGCAA
Ochotona princeps (American pika) is the source of this 1826-nucleotide messenger RNA. It is a transcript of the gene PRR16, whose product is annotated as proline rich 16. Gene Ontology annotation, biological process: positive regulation of translation; positive regulation of cell size. Bases 233 to 1147 code for a protein of 304 amino acids. The transcript is spliced from 2 exons. The record is from RefSeq and is a predicted model, not a curated record. NCBI's taxonomy places the organism in Eukaryota, Metazoa, Chordata, Mammalia, Lagomorpha, Ochotonidae.